Hymenoscyphus albidus is the source of this 624-nucleotide messenger RNA. The record is from the annotation of a GenBank genome assembly. Lineage: Eukaryota; Fungi; Ascomycota; Leotiomycetes; Helotiales; Helotiaceae.
CAGAUGAGCGCGACGAGACUGUGGCGGAGGUCAGAUCACCCCCCGCUGAUCCACGGUAAGGUAGACCAGGUUCCUCACCUACAAAAGCUGGAAACCCCCCGGGCCGCUCCAUCUUGGCAUUGUAACUUAUUUCAUACUCCAUACGAGGUACUUGGCCAGUAUCAAUUCACCACCCAAGGUAUCUCAUACCAUCUCCCACAAACAAUCUGAGCAUCGCUUCAUCUUCAAUCCGACCUGAGACCCUUCAAUUGUACGUAUGCAACUGACCUGCGCAACAGCGCCAAUCGGUUUCCCAAUCACAGACUCAAGAUCGGAGCGCAUGCUGAUUAGCUACAUGUAGCCCAUACAUUCACAACCCAUCACUUCCUUCAAUAUGUCUGCGCAAGGUUACUACGGUGGACAACAACAAGCUCAAGGCUAUGGCCCACCACCAGGUCCUCCUCAAGCGGUAUUUCAUCCCUUCUCAAUGGCUUUCCAUCUGUAAACUCCUUGAGGUUUCUUGGACUCCGCAACUAACCAAUUCAGGCAUACGGACAACCGCAAUACCAGCAAGGCUACCCACCACCACAAAGCUACCCACAACAAGGUUAUGCGCCUCAACAGCCACAAGUAAUAUCCCCAUAA